CACCUUGGAAUGGAACCCCACUACAAAGAUCAACCAGAAGCACAGAACCUGGUCAAACUUUGCUAGUUGCUACUGUGUGGCUGUCGCCAUGAUUUCUCUAAUCAGUGCAACAGAGUUAUAAUAUCUACACCCUAGUCCAAACACUCAUCAGAAUUCCAACAGCUCCUUAUUCCUUUCUCAGCUAUAUCUAACCAAACAUAAUUAAGCUUCUUAUUAUUGAGUCCAGAAACAAAUAUGGGAGACUCAGAGGGAGGAGACAAGUACAGAAGCCACUUGUCAGGGGAGGCAGAGAAGAACACCAAGUGGAGGAAUGGUGCCCCUCCCAAUUACGUCUCUGUCAACAAGCUCUUUGAAGAAGGAAGGACCAAGGCAAAAUUACAUUACCCAAAAAUCCCCAACUGCUUCAUCUCUCAUUGAUUAUUUCUCAUCCUCUGUCUUACUGGUGAUCAUGGAAUUACCUCCUGAUCUGUUUGUUCCAUUGUAUGCCAGGUGUGGCCUCCAGGAUCCCUGGAAGAACAAGUCCAGAACAUGGUCAAGACCUGGGAAAUGGAGUUGUUCAACAAAACACGGCUUGCUGACCACAAGACCCUAGUCGAUCCCAACACAUACACCAAAACCCUCAAUGAGGAAGGAAGCCGAUAACCCUGGAAGAGACUCGGAAGAUAGGAGGCGGCUACAAUUCAUUUUUGCAGACAUCCUUGCCGGAAGAGCUAAGAGGCUACAACCCUGCGGCGGAGACAGCGGAAUCAGCUCAUCUGGCCUUCACAACGACAUUCCCUCGUGGGUUUGCUCUGGAAGUGCUCCAAGUUUACUCUGGCCCGCCGGUGAUUGCCUACAAGUUCAGGCACUGGGGGUACAUGGAGGGUCCUUUCCAAGGGUACCCUCCAACGGGAGAGCUGGUGGAGUUCUUUGGGAUAGGAAUCUUUCAUGUGGAUGAGAAGGUGAGGGUGGAGAGAGUCGAGUUCUUUUUCGAUCGUGGAGAGUUGCUGGGCGGGCUUAUGAGAGGUGGCAAAGGCUCGGGUGGUUCUAUGUCUACUAGUACUGGAGCUCCAAGUCCAAGCUGCCCUUUCUUGGCAUCGAAAUGAACUUGUUAAGAAACGUCCGGACACAAAAGGGCCACUUGUAUCUCUCAGCAUGACCAUGAAGGAAAAGGUCACCAAGCGAAGAAAUUUGAUUCAUGCGAGUAUCCAUACGCCUAUAAUUAAAAUAUGACAAGAGCAUGUUAAAACUUAAGGUCGUUGAGUGUUUUGUCUAUCAUUUUGUCAUGACUACUGAGCUCCGAUCUUUGCGUUUUGGCUUGAUUGAUAGAUGUAUGAUACGGGUAUGUUUUGUUAUGAACUCACGAGGGUAUGGUUUUCUCACUCAACUAUGAAUUGACAUCUUUUUUUUACUCUGCUUAUGUCAUGUGUAAGUAGAUCAUUAGCAACAACAGUAGCUAAAUACUUGGGAGCGGACAUUUCUAGAAGUUGAAGGCAGGAUGGGAUAUGGUUUUCGACUAUUUUGUACUUGGAUGACUACUUAGAAUUUUGGUUAGUAAUCUCAC
Linum tenue is the source of this 1543-nucleotide messenger RNA. The record is from the annotation of a GenBank genome assembly. Lineage: Eukaryota; Viridiplantae; Streptophyta; Magnoliopsida; Malpighiales; Linaceae.